This is a messenger RNA of Babjeviella inositovora NRRL Y-12698, 1047 nucleotides long. RefSeq names its product ubiquitin domain-containing protein DSK2. Gene Ontology annotation, molecular function: polyubiquitin modification-dependent protein binding. Gene Ontology annotation, cellular component: cytosol. The transcript has 2 exons. NCBI's taxonomy places the organism in Eukaryota, Fungi, Ascomycota, Pichiomycetes, Serinales. The record is from RefSeq and is a predicted model, not a curated record. Gene Ontology annotation, biological process: ubiquitin-dependent protein catabolic process. Bases 1 to 1047 code for a protein of 348 amino acids.
AUGUCUGACCCAAUCACAAUUAAUAUCAAAUCCUCCGGUGAUAAGAAGUACGAGGUGUCCAUUUCCCCAUCGGAAUUAAUUUCCGCGUUGAAGCAAGAAGUUGCCAAGGUUUCAGACGUUCCGGCCGAGACCCAGAGAUUGAUCUACUCCGGACGAGUCUUGAAGGAUGAGCAGACGGUUGAGUCCUACAAUAUCCAGAACGGCCACACCCUCCACUUGGUGGGCUCUAGAAAGACGGCAGCCCCUGCCGCCGCCCCUGCAGCAGCAACUCCGGAAUCCAAUAAUAUUCCGUCUGGGAUCGCUGCUGGCCAGGGGUUGAGCCCUUUAAAUGACCUUACCAGCGCCAGAUACGCCGGGUACGGUGCCCAAAUGCCUGAUGUAUCCCUGUUGCUCGACGCUUCUGGGGGUUUACCCUCGGAAGAUCAGCUAGAACAACUCAUAUCUGACCCUGCAUUUGGUUCAUCUAUGCAAAUGAUGUUGAACAACCCACAAAUGUUGGACAUGAUGAUCCAGCAGAACCCUAUGAUGCGUGGGAUGGACAGAGAACAGGUCAGAUCCAUGAUGUCGUCGCCGUUUGUGCAGAGCAUGUUGAGCAAUCCGCAGAUGAUGCGCAGCAUGAUGAGCAUGCAGAGAGGCGCUGGGGGUCCUGCUAGCUCCUUCCCCAUGCCAGGCAGCGCUACUGGGACUACCUCUACUGCAGGCGAAGCACCAGCCAACCCUUUCUCUGCCUUCUUGGGUGCUAACUCCGAUGCCGCCACCGGUGUUGGUGCUGGUGCCAACCCCUUUGACUUGUUACGUCAAAUGGGCGGUAUGGGUGGUAAUAGUACUAACGCCGGUGCUGCCAAUCCAUACGACUUGUUACAGCAGUUUGGUGGUAUGGGCGGUGCGCCAGCGCCAGUGGACGACACCCCGCCAGAGGUUAGAUACGAGGCACAGUUGAGACAGUUGAACGAUAUGGGCUUCUUUGAGUUUGAUAGCAAUGUGCAGGCUUUGAGAAGAAGCGGUGGCUCCGUCCAGGGCGCCAUUGAGCACUUGUUGAAUAACUAG